Molecule: messenger RNA, 597 nt
Organism: Exophiala mesophila
Lineage: Eukaryota; Fungi; Ascomycota; Eurotiomycetes; Chaetothyriales; Herpotrichiellaceae
Exons: 2
Coding region: 67-513 (148 amino acids)
Source: RefSeq, a predicted model, not a curated record
GGCAGCCAAACUGUUGCAUUCAUCUACCUCUUCGAGCGAAAGCCUGUACUCAUCGAUUAACACAGCAUGGUUGAUUCCAAAGAUGUCUGCCCUGUCGUGGGCACCACGAAUACUGUCCUUCCACCUCAACAUCCUGACUUUGAUGCCAACCAGCCAGGGUUGGUCUGUCCUGUUACCAAAGCCUCCACUGACCACCACCACAAUCUCCAUAAGCACCCAGGCGUCUUCGAUAAUUCCUCCGAUCUCUCCAACGCGAGCCAAUGUCCAGCCCUGACCAAGAUCGUCAGCAGACCAGAGCAACAGGAAAUGGACGAAGCAAUCUGUCCUGUUGUUGGAACUGUUUCGAGCGUUCUUCCUCCAAACCACCCCUCUACCAGUCAAGCCAAGGAUGGCGACGUCUGCCCGGUCACCAACGCCACCCUUACUCAUCACAAGGGCAAAGUCCACACGCACCCUGAUGUUUCUAGUGCUGGGAAGGGUGCUGUAUGUCCAGUUGUUGGAGCCACCGCAUAAGUUAUCUCUCAAGUCAACAGGAACGGCAGGGUAAGGAGUUUGGGCAUAUUUGAGCAUAUCAUUGCCCUUGUCAUAUGAUUAUAC